AGAGAUACCCAAAAUGUCUUACACAUGAAUUAUUACGGGUAGUCGCAGUCAGAAUCGCUGCCCUCUUUUACUCGACACACGUGUAGCCGGUUCAUCUGUUCAAUCGACAUCGUCCCACAAUGUGGCAGUUGCAUCCACCCCACUGCCGUGCAACUGUGACAAGGGUGAACAGCGGCCCGAGCUUCGGGUUUUACUGUGGGCCCGGGCAGCAACAGCAAUGGGCACAGCUUGCAAGGCCACGACCCUUCAUCGUCAUCGGCACCUCGCGAGGGUUUGGAAUCCCAACCCGCCGCUGCCACCACCAACUCGUCGCCUUCCUCCUCACUGCUGCAGUCUGCUCUUCUAAAUUGUCACUUAAGAGACUUCUCUACAUUCCCUAAUCACGCAUUUAUCUGUUUAAUUGCCCGUUUUCCAAGGUUCUCACGGUGAGGCUUCAUUCACAGAAGGCCGACCAUCUCGGCUGUCCCCGCGGCUGUUGCAUGAGACGAACGACUCCUUGACGGCAAAACGAGCU
Molecule: messenger RNA, 514 nt
Organism: Parathielavia appendiculata
Lineage: Eukaryota; Fungi; Ascomycota; Sordariomycetes; Sordariales; Chaetomiaceae
Exons: 2
Coding region: 120-380 (86 amino acids)
Source: RefSeq, a predicted model, not a curated record